AUGCGCUGGCGGCUCCUGUCUGCCCUCGCCCUCCUCUCGCCCGUGCUGGCCGUGCCGCAGGUAGAGGCUGAUCCGGCGCCGGAAAAGGCAGCAGAGAUACCCGUUGCGCCUGUCGCUCCUGCUGCCUCUCCUGCUUCCACGCAUGCCCCCACUGUGUUCAAUGGCCAAACGGUGCCGCCUAUGAGAGAGCUGAAGGGUGCGACGCUCGAUGAGGAUAUCAGCAAGGGCUACUGGUUCGUCGAGUUCUUCUCUCCUUACUGCGGCCACUGCAUAAAACAAGCGCCCAUAUACCAGACCCUAUACGAGUUCUACUACACCUCCAAACCCGUUCCAACCUCCAAGGAAAAGGAGGGCGCCGAUUCUCUCAACACCUUCACCCGCUUCUACGAUCUGAAGUUCGCAAAGCUUGACUGCAUAGCCUAUGGCGACGCAUGCGGCGCGAAGAAGGUGCAAUCCUUUCCCACACUCGCAUUAUUCAAAAACGGCGAGCUCGUGAAGAGCAAAGUUGGCACACAGAGCUUGAAAGAAUUGAGCAAAUGGGUUGAAGAGACCCUCGAGUCCAUCCGUCCAGGCUCACGACCAGCAGGUGGUGUGAAGCUGCCCAAAGUCGGUGCGAAAGAGGUGGAAGGAGGAGCCAAACCCGAUGGUUCUGAAGCCAAAGGCAAAGACCCAGCCGCCGGUGCUGCUGCAGCCUCAAAGCAGAAUGCGCUGGCCAGUGCAAGCGUUUCCUCUGCCUCACCAGCAAAGACCUCCAGUGCCACGUUGGAGUCAGACUACCACCCGAACCCGGCCGGCACGUCGAUGCCACUGACUGCGGAGAAGUUCCAGAAGCUCGUGACCACUACCCGCGAGCCGUGGUUCAUCAAAUUCUACGCUCCGUGGUGCCAUCACUGCCAGGCCGUGGCGCCCAACUGGUCACAGAUGGCGCGCGAGAUGAAAGGCAAACUCAAUGUUGGAGAGGUGAAUUGUGAUAUCGAGAAGCGCCUCUGCAAGGACGCCGGAGUGCGGGGCUACCCUACCAUGCACUUCUUCCGCGGCGGCGAAAGGGUCGAGUACGACGGACUCCGUGGCGUCGGUGACCUCAUCGCCUUUGCGGAAACGGCUGUUGAGAGCGGGACGGGCGUUGUAGACGUUGAUGCCGCCGCAUUCUCAGCCAUGGAGGAGAAGGAAGAAGUCAUCUUCCUGUAUCUUUACGACCACGCCACCACCUCCGAGGACUUCCAGGCAUUGGAGCGCCUCACGCUCAGCUUGAUAGGGCACGCCAAGCUCGUCAAGUCCAAAGAUGCGAAGCUGAACGAGCGCUUCAAGAUCAGCACAUGGCCGCGACUGCUUGUAUCCAGAGAUGGCGUACCAACGUACUAUACAGCGCUUGCGCCAAAAGACACGCGCGACUUCCGCGCGGUCCUGAGCUGGAUGCAAAAGAACUGGCUCCCUAUCGUCCCUGAGCUGUCCUCUAGCAACGCGCGCGAGAUAAUGGACGGUGCCUACGUCGUCCUCGGAAUACUCUCGCGUGACCGGGCCGACGAGUUUGUCGUCGCCAAACGCGAGAUCAAAAACGCGGCACUCGAGUGGAUCGACAAGCAGACGAAGGCGUUUCAGCUGGAGCGCCAGGAGCUGCGCGACGCGAAACAGCUUAGGAUCGAGGAGGCCGAGGAUAGAAAUGAUCAAAGAGCGUUGAGGGCGGCGAAGAGCAUCAGGAUUAACAUGGACGAGAUACCCAGGAAGGAAGUUCGCUUUGCGUGGGUGGAUGGCGUUUUCUGGGAGAGGUGGAUCAGGACGACUUUCGGUAUCACGGUCAAGGAAGGCGAGCGGGUGAUCAUUAACGAUGAAGAUAACCGCCGCUACUGGGACCAAACGAUAACGGGUAACCCCAUCGUCCCAUCCCGCACCUCUAUCCUCGAAACCCUCAAGAACGUAGUCGCCUCUCCGCCAAAGCUGAGUCCGAAAUCAACCGUCAGCUCUAUCGAGCACUUCUUCUUCCGCAUUCGUCAGAUCUGCUCUGGGCAUCCGUAUCUCGCUCUCGCCAUGGGCCUUGUCGUGCUUGUGGGUGGUUCUAUCUGGGGCCGCUCAAGGAUGCGAAGGAGGAACGGGGGCUUUUUUCAACUGAAUGAAAAAGAGGGGUUGUUGGGCAAUGUUGGUGGUGCUAACGGAAAGGUCGAUUGA
Messenger RNA from Coniosporium apollinis CBS 100218, 2163 nucleotides. RefSeq lists its product as uncharacterized. The coding region runs from base 1 to 2163 and encodes 720 amino acids. The transcript is spliced from 3 exons. Lineage: Eukaryota; Fungi; Ascomycota; Dothideomycetes. The record is from RefSeq and is a predicted model, not a curated record. Gene Ontology annotation, molecular function: protein disulfide isomerase activity. Gene Ontology annotation, cellular component: endoplasmic reticulum.